GUGGCAUUGGCCUUGAAACCACCAUCCUCAUGCUCCGCGAAGGUGCAUCCGUCCUGAUGACCGACAUCAGCGGCCCGGGUCUCGAAAAGGCCCUGGCAAAGGUGAACGAAGUCGUCCCGCAGCGCGACGGCAAAGUCGAAUUCAAGGUCGUCGACGUCUCCAAGGAAUCCGAUGUCGAGGCCGCGGUCGGUCACUUGGAUAGCUGGGGCGGUCUGGAUGUCAUCUUCAACAACGCUGGUAUCAUGCAUGCCCAGGACGGAGACGCGGAGGCUACUCCUGAGAAGAUUUGGGAUUUGACCAUGAACAUUAAUGUGAAGGGUGUUUGGUAUGGAUGCAAGCAUGCUGUGAAGAGCUUGAGGAAGCACGGCAAGACAAAGGGUAGUGUUAUCAACACUGCUAGUAUGGUCGCUUUGGUUGGUGCUGCGACUCCCCAGCUCGCGUACACCGCCAGUAAGGGUGCUGUCCUUGCUAUGACGCGGGAAUUGGCUAUUGUGCAUGCUCGUGAGGGAUUCCGAUUUAACUCGCUGUGCCCCGCUCCUCUCAACACUCCUUUGCUGCAGGACUGGCUCGGUGAUGACAAGGAGAAGAGAUUCAGACGUGAAGUUCACUUCCCCACUGGCCGAUUCGGCGAGGCCAUCGAACAAGCCCACGCUGUCAUUUUCCUGGCUAGCGACGAGAGCAGCUUUGUCAACGCCACUGACUUCGUUGUCGAUGGUGGCCUGACAAAGGCGUAUGUCACCCCCGAGGGCCCAGCGACCGCAGCCCCCCAGAACUUGGGCCACUAAGGGGUGGUAUUCCCCACGGGAGCAUCUGACUGAAGCUCUCUCCAGGAGUGAACGGAGGAUGCUAUGAGUUGAUGAACGUUUUUUUGUAUGAUUAUUAUCAAGCCAUGAAUGAUUUUUAAACCCACUUUAUGCAAAUGAUAUCCAAAUUUGGUUCUGUUGCAUAGCUCUGCAGAUGUUCCAAGGUCCAGCCU
Molecule: messenger RNA, 976 nt
Organism: Aspergillus wentii DTO 134E9
Lineage: Eukaryota; Fungi; Ascomycota; Eurotiomycetes; Eurotiales; Aspergillaceae
Product: oxidoreductase, short-chain dehydrogenase/reductase family
Exons: 3
Coding region: 30-785 (251 amino acids)
Source: RefSeq, a predicted model, not a curated record